AUGAAAACGAACACUAAGUCAUUGUCUUCCCAGAGCUUCAAAUGGGGGCCUCCUCUGGGGACCUCGACCCGCGACCCCCCCCUCCCUGCAUACCUGCGGGAUCCGAGUUACUUUGAGACCCCCACCAAAGACCCCCAGGGGGCUGAGCUUCACGAGAUCCCCACCAAGGACACGGACACACCCCCGACCACCACCCCCCCUGUUGUUCAGAGCCACGCCUCCUUCACCAUCGAGUUCGAUGCACCUGGCACCAUGAAGAUCAAAGACCACGUCACUAAGUUCUCCACCCGCCACCGCAAGCUGCAGGCCCCGCCCCCAGCCACGCCAACAGACGUGAUGUCAGCAGAGAGCAAGGUUGCUGAUUGGCUGGUGCACAGUGAUGUAAGCAUGAUGAGAAGACGGCCCACCUGUGAGGACGUAUACAGCACUAAGAGCGACCUGGCCGUCAACACCAAGACCCUCAGAGGACACCAUCACGAGGACGGGACCCAGAGUGACUCUGAGGACCCCGGGAUUGAAGAGAGGCGGAGCCAGUCCCACCACUCGGUCCAAUCAGAGCAGAUGCUCCCCAAGACCCCGCAGUCCAACCCCCCCCGGCGAGUGGCCACCGAGCGGCCGCUGUCCCAGAGUCCUCCUCUGUCCCCCACCACAGACACACCCAAGCAGGGGCCCCUCGAGCAUCUCCCCCAACAGGCCUUCAUCAUUGAGUUCUUCGAUGACAACCCGCGCAAGAAGCGCUCGCAGUCCUUCACUCACAGCCCCGCCCCCGAGUCCUGCUGCGCCCUGAAGGCCAAGCUGGAGCGCCGGAGAGGCGAGAGGCCAGCGUCUGUCCAUAUCCCCCCCACCCAGCAGGGCACGGUCCCCCUGAGGGGUCCGUGCCCCGGCGGCCCCCAGAGGUCCAGCUCUCUGAAGAGGGAGAAGACAGAGGUGGAAGCUCCCUCCCCCCGGCCUUCCUCGGGUCUCAGGCCCUUCGGCAGCGUCGGGAAGAAGUCCAAACUCGCCCAGGAGUUCGCUGCCGAGUUCCUGAUGGAUGCUCCCCCAACCAGAGAUAAGAUGUCCCCUCCCCCGAUGUCUGCCCCGCCGGUGAUGGUGACGCCUCCUCACCUGGGAAUUCCCUCCCCCCAAGACCCCCCUGUCCUUUCCUCUGUCUUUCAGCCCCCCACCCCUCCACAGCCUCCAUUAAGGUGCCUGGCCCCCACCUCUGGGCCCCCCAUGCCGCUCCUGGGCAUCCGAGCAGGAGACCCCACAGCCUCUCAGAGGAUGAUGAGGAGCGAGGAGGACGACAGCCUGAGCGACGCUGGGACUUACACCAUCGAGACGGAGUCGCAGGACCGGGAGGUGGAGGAGGCGCGGAACAUGAUUGACCAGGUGUUUGGUGUCCUGGACUCUCCAGAGUACAGUGGUGUGAACGCAGGAGUGUAUAGACCACCUGUAAUAAAUGAUGGCAAGGAUGAUAGCGAUGGUAGCACUGUGGACCCGUUGCAUGGCUUUAUCCCAGCUGCUAUCAGCGGCCCCCCAACAGGCCCCCCCAUGCAGGUUUCCCUUGCUCCUGCAGCCGGUCUGGAAGGACCCAAAUGGGUUUCCCGUUGGGCCAGCCUGGCAGACAGCACUGUUGAACCCGGUUCCACUACACCUCAAGGCGAUUGUUUGGAAGACCUGCGCACCACGAGCCGGUCUACUGGACCUUACAGCUACGAUAACUCUGAGUCGGAGUCCAGCCACAGCUCCAGGACCCGAAGGCUGCUGCCCCAGGUUCCACCAGAAAAACUGGAUAGUGUCCCUCCGACUAUCCUGAUUCGCCAUGAACCUUACCAAGGUCAGGAACCCCUGGAGAAGGACAAUGUGUCAGGUCCUUCCCGCACACAGGACUCCACCCAGCGCCUGGCGGUUCAGGAUGAUGUGGACCCUGACAGCCUGAGUGACGCCAGCCGCUCAGAUGACUGGCCUGUUCUUGAGGGAACCAAGAAGAAUCAGACCAAGAUGGGAACUUUGUCUCCAGCCAGUCCUCCCACAACCAAAUCCACCUCCUUCUACAUUGGUUCUGGAGACAGCCCAGGCAAACCCGACCAGGCCCAAUACCCAGUAAAGCCCACCCCUACCACCGUCCUGAUCCGACACCUGAGUGGACACGAACCCAAGAGGACGGGUGUCAAACCCAACAGCUCUGCUCCAAACCUCCAAAUGCAGGACUCGGUCCCCACCAGAGACAGCGGAGUGUCCUCCAUGGUCCGGCAGGAGAGCUUCACCAAAGAGCAGCCAAGCGACACAGUUCAGACCAAGAGGCUCCCCCACAUCUCAAGCCAGCCCUCCAUCAGAGACUUGGAGCAGCGGAGGGAGAACAUCCAGGACUCGCAGUCCUUCCUGCAGGUGACCGAUGGAACCCUGUCCCCUCUGGAAUCAAAGUUCCCCUCGUCCGGCUCGGCUCGCAGCUCCAAGAAAGGAGGCUCCUCAACCCACAUGGACGACUCCCUUUCCGGGGAGUCGGACGUGGACACAGCGAGCACAGUGAGCCAGGUGAGCAGCAAAAACGUUCUGGUCGGCUCCGCCCCCAAAAAGCGUCCUGCCAUUAGCAGCGUCCAGAAGGACAGGUCCACCUCCGGCCUGUCCGUCCAACACAAGGGACGGCAACUCUCUGCCCGCGAACGGCUUUCUGAGAAACGCAGGAACCAGACGACGUCAGAACCAUCGAGCAAGGCUGAGCCAGCAAAGAGGUUCCAGAUGCGCCGCAGUACGGGAAACCGCGGCUCUCUGGAUCUGUCCGAGGGUCAGCAGGUCCCACACUGGACCGAAACAACUUCUUCUGAUCAUGAAGUCUCCCACCCAUCCAGCCGCAGUAAGAAACUCCUCGGCCCUCCUCAGAAAGAAGACACCGUAAAGACGUCCAAGGUGGCAACUCAGCAGGUUCUGAUGCGGUCCAACAGCCUGUCAGCACCACGGCCGACCCGAGCCUCCAUGCUCCGCCGGGCCCGCCUGGGUGAUACUUCAGACAAUGAAGGUACCGAGACCGACCGGGCAUCCCAGAACUCUGACAAUAUCACGGCACCAAACAAAACAACCGCAGAGGGGAAGAAACUGUCCAGGCUGGACAUCUUAGCGAUGCCGAGAAAGAGGACUGGUUCCUUCACAACUCCCAGCGACAACGAGACGUCCUCCACGGGUCGGGCCGGGACUCGUAACUCCGAGUCCGUCCUCAGCAGCAGGAAGACGUCUGUGGGUGAAGCCCGGCCGGCAGCGAGCAGGGGGGUCGGAGCUUCGGGGAAACAGCCGCUUACCCGUACCCGGUCCAGCGGAGCCAAGUACUCUGGUUCCCGUCGCAGACAGAAGGGCUCGGACUUCUCCUCGUCCUCUGAGGAGGAAGAAUACUUGACUAGUGCCAUGAAUCCCCAGUCCAAACGCCCCCCCACUUCCUCCCAGACGCCACGCCAACGGACCGCCACCAUGCGAUCCAAGUCCGUGUCCCUGGAGACGGAGGAAGACGAGAGCGAGGUGGACCCCUACCAGAACUGGUCCACGCACAGCGCAGAGAUCGCCAAACUCAGUCAGGACCUGGCCAAAGACCUAGCCAUCCUGGCAAAGGAAAUCCACGACGUCGCUGGGGACGGAGACUCGCCCAGCUCCAGCAUCGGCACUGUCACCUCCCCCAGCUCGCUGCCCAACACGCCGGCUUCCACCAUCUCUGCCAGGGAAGAGCUGGUCCAACAUAUCCCAGAAGCCAGUUUAAACUACCAGAAGGUUCCUCCAGGUUCUGCUGAUGUCCCGGACCUGGACGCUAACAUGAAUGAGCCUGAGCCCGGUUCAAAGCUGCGCCGUCCGUGGAACCGCGAAGAGGUGCUGCUGGAUAACCUGAUGCUGAACCCGGUCUCCCAGCUGUCCCUCGCCAUCCGGGAAAACACAGAGCAGCUGGCAGAGAAAAUGAAGGUUCUGUUCCAGAACAAGGCGGAGGUCUGGGAGGAGAUCGAGGCCAAGAUCAAUGCUGAGAAUGAAGUCCCCGUCCUGAAGACCUCCAACAAGGAAAUCACCUCCAUCCUCCGAGAGCUGCGCAGAGUCCAGAGGCAGCUCCAAGUGAUCAACACCAUCGUGGAGCCGGGGGGGGGUCUCCCGCCCGGGGGGGGUCCCGGCCCUGCCACCGAGGGGCCACCGGCUCAGACCCGGCCGUCCUCCAGGGAGAAGAAACCGUCCACCAAACCCCGUGCCGCCCCCCCCACUGCCAACGCCAACGCUAGCAGGAGGACCCCCCACAUGUAGCCCCCCUACCCCCUCAUGAGGGAGGGGGGGGGUCAUUACAGUUCUGUCUAUGAUCAAAGGAGUCCCACAAAGCAUUGCACCCCAAUCCCAUAAUACCCAGCAUACUUCACACAUGAGAGCAACCAAUCCGGUGCUUUCUGACAGCAGAACAGGCCCUGAACACAACCUCUACUUCCUGUGGGCAGUGCAUUGUGGGACAUGUGCAUCAGCAGCACCGUGUGAGGCCAUUAGACCCCCACCCAGCAUAUCAUUGAAGUAACCGCCGGUUCAUAUUAUCCAUCCACUCUGUCCGAGCUAACCGCGUUAGCAUCGCGCGGCCGAGCCUUCUGCCCGUGCUCAGGACACAUGUAUCGUCAGAGUUCAUGAAUGUUCCUUUGCUAUGAUCGUGGCUGAAUGUCUGUCGGGUCCUUGAACGCACCGCCGGCUUGAAUGAAUCCGGACAGCUGAACGUAGAGUCCGGGACAAAAAGGAGUGAGCGGUGCGUUCAGGUGCUCCUGUGAUGCACUUCUGACUGUGGUGUGUUCAUGAGCUUUAAGUUUUAAUGUUGAAACAUGGACGCUGAGAGAAGGCGACGUUAUUAGUUGUUAAAUUUUACUAGAUUACAUUUGAACACAUCAUCAUAACGUUAAAUGAAGUAUUUGUUUUUACUAAAUAGAGCUUGAAUGCAUCAUAAUGUAACUGAAUGCAACCUCCAUUAAUGUAAGCCGUUAGCGCCGUGAACGUUAGCUGUUAGCUCUGUUAUUAGGCCAAACAGACAAACUGUCCCCUGGCUGCUAACAGAAUGGCUAACAACUAACGGCUAAUGCUAACUAGCUCUGCUCCUGGUCAUUUGUUGUUCACAGAGUAGCAUUAUCAGGAAAUCUACAGAAACACGUAUGCAGAGUUAUGCAGUAAAAGACUUUCAACUUGUCUGACAGAAGAUGUACGGAGGAUAUACAAUGUGUGUGUGUGUGUGUGUGUGUGUGUGUGUGUGUGUGCGCGCGCGCGCGCGUGUGCACGCAGUAAAGCUGUAAGUAUGAAAUAUUUAGAUCAGUCCUCCUGUUCUUCUUCUUCUUCACAUGUUUCAGGGAUCAGUGUCAUCACGGUUAGUCUAGCUUAGCACAAAGACUGGGAGCGGAGGGAAUCUGCUAGCCUAGCGUUCCUGAUGUCUGUGUGAAGCAAGAAGAUGGACGACGUGAGGAUUCCUUUGAACUGCUGCUGUAAAGACUUUUAUUUUGUAAGGUGCAUGUUUCCUGUAUAGCUUGGGGCUAGUUCACCAAAUGUGCACUUUUUUUAUUUGACAAACACCUCAGCUGAGAAUAUUGGGCUUUUAUUUUGGCGGUGUUCUUGCUCUGCAGCCAAUGAGAAUGUAUGGCCCGGUCACCUGACAGGCGAUUGGUCCCUGUGUUUCAGUGCAUGUGAUCAUGUAUUUAUUGAUGUGUUCAUCAUCAUCAGCAUUUCUUUGUGUCAUUUGUAAUAAACUGGUGUUAUGCUGGUGACCCGUCUCUCCUCCUGGCACUGAAUGGUGUUGGUUGUUGGUGGUUGUGCCGCGCGGCCUCAUGGGAGUUGUUCAGUGUUGCUGGUUCAGCAGGUUUUCACUCUCUCCCUCCUCUCCGAAAUAGUUAUGAAUACGAAACAUUCAUAAAUGUAUGAAAGGGUAAAAACAAUGAACAAAGUUUCAUGUUUCCCUGCACGCUGUUCGUCCAGCGCUGACACACAACGCCGCCGCCACUCCGAGGUCACAUGACGCGGGAAAUGAGAACACUUGAAUCUGUUUUUUUAAAUCAUAAAAAAUAGAAAAAACCUGAAAGAAAACAAUGUUUAUGAAAAAUUAAUAUAUAAUUAAUGAUAACUCAAAUCUAAUGAGCAAGUGGGAUUCAACACUGCAGCCCCCCCACACUGGCUCCUCCCAUCUGAUGGUGUUGGGAGUAAGGGGCCUCCAGUAUCGUUAUGUAACAGUGAUAGCAGAGUUAUAACAUUAUGUAACUCCUGUAUUGUAGUUAAAAUAAUUACUCAUUCAUUUGGCUGUUACA
Eleginops maclovinus (Patagonian blennie) is the source of this 6257-nucleotide messenger RNA. RefSeq names its product centrosomal protein of 170 kDa protein B-like. Lineage: Eukaryota; Metazoa; Chordata; Actinopteri; Perciformes; Eleginopidae. The record is from RefSeq and is a predicted model, not a curated record.